AAAAUCUGCUUAAUGAUCAUAGUAAGGAGAAAGAACAGUUUGCCAAAGCAGACAGAUUUUUAUACGAAAUGUCCAAAAUCAACCGUUACGAACCACGAUUGGCAACUUUGUUUUACGUCAAACGUUUCCCAGAACGAAUGGGCGAUAUAAAAACAAAAGUUAAAGCUGUGAUAGAAGCAUCUAAGCAAGUGUUCCGCAGCAGAAAAUUCCGUGAUUUACUGGAAGUUGUAUUGGCCUUUGGAAAUUAUAUGAAUCGUGGAUCAAGAGGAAACGCUACAGGGUUUAAAAUUGCCAGUAUCAAUAAGAUCAUGGACACAAAAUCGAGUUCGAACAGCAAAAUUAAUCUUUUAGAUUACUUGGUCAUGCUUUUGGAUCAAAAGUUUCCGGCCGUACUGCAGCUUCAGGAAGAAAUUGGAGAUGUUAAGACAGCUGCUAAUGUCAGUCUUGUAGAGUUACAAAAAGACGUAAAGAAAUUCAAAACAGAACUCAAAACAGUUGAAAAGGAGUAUGAUUAUCAUGGUAAAAAUAAGGAUAAAUUAUCUGGUGAUAAUUUCGUUAAAGAAACUGGAACUUUUCUCACAGCUGCACGAGCGUCGUUCAAUGAACUUGAUGAUUCCUUGAAGGAGAUGAAAACAAGAUACGAGAAAUCUGUUUCGGCGUUUGGUGAACAACCAAAGACCAUUACCUCGAAAAAUUUCUUUGGCAUUUUUUACACGUUUUUAGUAUCUUUUGCCGUAAGUCUCUUUUUGUUGUUUUAGUUCUGUUCAACGCAUGCGCAGUAGA
This is a messenger RNA of Xenia sp. Carnegie-2017, 783 nucleotides long. RefSeq names its product disheveled-associated activator of morphogenesis 2-like. Bases 69 to 758 code for a protein of 229 amino acids. Gene Ontology annotation, cellular component: actin filament. The transcript has 7 exons. Gene Ontology annotation, molecular function: microtubule binding. Gene Ontology annotation, biological process: actin nucleation. The record is from RefSeq and is a predicted model, not a curated record. Lineage: Eukaryota; Metazoa; Cnidaria; Anthozoa; Malacalcyonacea; Xeniidae.